GAAUGGAAAAUGAAAAUAUUAGAGAGUUGGAGGGGCAAAAGAGAGAGGAGAGACAAAUGUCAAAUAUAAAUAUGUGUGUGAUUGUGUAACUCCAAGUGCAUGUGUAUUGUUGUUGAAACAAAAAAAACAAAAAAAAAUAGAGAAAGAUUAUAGUGAAGAGGGUGUCAAAAGAGUGAAACAAAAUACUUGAAUAAUAAUAAUAAUAAUAAUAUAUGUAAUAUAUAUAUAUAACAUAUAGGUUAUAUAUAGAUAAUUUUAUUUUUUAUUUUUUUGUUCUUUUUGUGUCGCCAUAUUGUAAAUGGUGACGCGGGGAAUUGGAGGUUGUGUAUAUUCUCCAACCAGUGACGAAGCCACUGGAGGUUUUGACGUGGCUGCUACGUACCUGUUUCGUUUAUCCACUCGUAUUGCAGCAAACUUGGUGACGAUAAAUACGUAACUGGGCUUUUGGGCUCUAGGAUAUGGCAAGUAUGGUUGAAGAAAAUGGAUCAAUUGUUGAUCCAUUAUCACCUGGUUCACACAGUGGUGAUGCAGCUCCAACAAUUGUUUCGGUACAGUCAAUUAGUAGAACACAACAACAACAACAACAACAACAACAACAACAACAUCAUCAACUGGUUGCCUCAUCCAGCAUUGUGCAAUUUACACUACCAUCGUCAGGAGCAACUCAGGUGCAAUCUGUUAUUCAACCAAAUCAUCAAUCUGUUAUUCAAAGUGCUACAAAUAUACAACCAGUUGCAAUAUCAAAAGGAAAUGUUAUUCUUGUUAAACCAAAUUCAGUUAUACAAUCAACACAGGGUAAUUUACAAACAUUACAGGUUGUAGAGACUGGAAGUGAUGAAAGUUUAUCUGAUGAAGAUUCACCUAAAAAAAGACGUGAUUUAUUGACAAGACGAGCAUCAUAUAGAAAAAUUCUCAAUGAUCUUGGUGCUAAUGAAAUUGCAGGAACACAAAAAAACGAAAAAUUUUUCGUUGACACAGGUAACUUGCCUCCUUUAGAAUCAUCCUUAGAGUGUGACUCUAAUGUGGACAGUGAUAUGUCUUCCCAUUCGCUACAUUAUCAAACAGUAAUACCCGCUGGAACAAUACAAAUUUCGACACAGGGUGAGGGUGUUGGUACUGGUCUUCAUACGCUGACAAUGAGUAAUGCAACAACUGCUAGUGGAACAAUUGUGCAGUAUGCACAGGGCCAGGAUACACAAUUCUUUGUCCCAGAUUAUACAGGACAUGGUGUUGUUGUUGAAGAUGCUGCUAGAAAACGUGAAAUGAGGCUACAAAAAAAUAGGGAAGCUGCAAGAGAAUGUAGAAGAAAAAAAAAAGAAUAUAUUAAAUGUUUGGAAAAUCGUGUUGCAGUUUUAGAAAAUCGUAAUCAAACAUUGAUAGAUGAGCUUAAAUCAUUGAAAGAAUUAUAUCAACAAAAAUCAGAAUGAAAAAUAUCAAUAGUGCUAUCAAUAUAACAAUUGAUUAAAAAAAAAAAAAAAACAAAAAGAAAUUGAUUUUUUUAUAUAAAAAUUUAAAAGAUAAUUUAUUUUUUUUUUUUUCUGUCAUCUCAAAGUUGACAUGGAAAACAAAAAAAAAAAACGAAAUAAAAUUUAAAUUGUCUAGAUGACCGAAGAAUGUAUUUCUAUCUUCAUCAAUUUAAUUUAAAUUUAAAAAAGUAAAUAACAUAUUUUGACAAAAAAAAAAAAUAAGAAAAAAUCAAUAUUAAAAUCGUCGUAUAGAACUGUGUAUCUGUAUCAUAUUGUAUUUAUGUAUUGACGUAAUGAAAAUAGAGGAAAGGCUUGUGAAACUUGCUGUAAUUUAAGCGAGAAGCCAAAGGUCUUGUUCGUGAAUGAACAUUUUUAAAUGAAAAAAUGAUAUUUCCUCGAUUAUUUAUUAUAUGAUUUUUUGUUUUUUUUUUUGGGGUUUUUUUUGUUUUUCUUUUCAUUGUAAAUUAACUUAAAAAUACAGUGUAAAUUAUUAUUAUUUUUUUAAAAGCCAUACUGCAGUUAUGAGUCAACAAAGAAAUAUGUAUUAUUUAUUAUAAAUGAUAAAUAAUUAACGUUCUAUUAAAAUUUUAUAGCCCUUGAAUAAAGAUGUCCAAU
Aphidius gifuensis is the source of this 2081-nucleotide messenger RNA. It is a transcript of the gene CrebB, whose product is annotated as cyclic AMP-responsive element-binding protein 1. The coding region runs from base 459 to 1427 and encodes 322 amino acids. Gene Ontology annotation, biological process: regulation of transcription by RNA polymerase II. Gene Ontology annotation, cellular component: transcription regulator complex; nucleus. Lineage: Eukaryota; Metazoa; Arthropoda; Insecta; Hymenoptera; Braconidae. Gene Ontology annotation, molecular function: protein binding; DNA-binding transcription factor activity, RNA polymerase II-specific; RNA polymerase II cis-regulatory region sequence-specific DNA binding. The transcript has 8 exons. The record is from RefSeq and is a predicted model, not a curated record.